UAUAUGGGGAAAACACACAUUAUGCCUUGUACAUUUUUUCUGAAAAAGGAAAAAAAGCCCCCAGCGUUUGAUGCGAAACGGCGUCGCAUUGAGGGUGAACCGACUGGUUACUGGACUCGAGGCAAACUGACGAGGCGAAGGGAAAGUUGUGUUCGUGUAUAGAAAACUGGAAAUCAGGGAUUCCGUCCUACUUCCGCUAGAAAGAAAUGAGGAAUCGAAGGUUCGCCCAGGUGUCUACGAGCGACGAAGACGAGGACACUCCGUCACGGCACCGGACUCGUUCGUCUGCCAAAUCGGAGGGCUCCGGCCGGCGGCUAAAGAGAAUCCGCCUCGCUGACGAAGAGGAAGACGAGGCGGUAGAAGAGAAAGGGAAGCGGAGGAAGAAAGGGAGGGAGGAAGAGGUCGAAGAAGAAGAGCCCGACGAGGAAGAAGAGGAGGAGGAAGAAGAAGUCCAGGAGGAUGCGAAGCCUGUAGGUGAACCUGUGAAGGUUACGGGGAAGGGGAAAAACCGCCGGACUCACUACAAGGGCUUUGAAUUCGACGGCAAUCAAUAUGAGCUGGAGGAUCCUGUACUAUUGACCCCCGAGGAACAGAACCAGAAACCUUACGUUGCAAUCAUCAAGGACAUCACUCAGACAAAAGAUGGCAAUAUGAUGGUCACUGGGCAAUGGUUUUAUCGUCCAGAUGAGGCUGAGAAAAGAGGAGGCGGAAACUGGAUAUCAUCUGAUACCCGGGAGCUGUUUUAUAGUUUCCAUCAUGACGAGGUUCCUGCAGAGUCUGUAAUGCACAAGUGUGUUGUGCAUUUCAUUCCUGUUCACAAGCAGAUUCCUAAUCGGAAGCAGGAUCCUGGUUUCAUUGUACAGAAAGUUUAUGACACGGAUAACAAAAAGCUGUGGAAGCUAACUGAUAAGGAUUAUGAAGAUGAUAAGCAGCAUGAGAUUGAUAUUCUUGUUCAAAAGACUCUCUCACGUCUAGUAAAUCUUCCGGACAUUGAGGUUGAAGAUGCUGGUGCUGCGCCUUCUGGUGAGCCUGAAGAUCAGUCAAAGGUUAAAAGAAGUCUCCGGAGAAAGAACAUUUCACCUCUUGAUGUUUACAGGGAGGAAGAGACAGCUUCUGCAAGGGAUGGUCUGAGAGCCGAGACACCAGGAAGUUGCACAAGCAAUUCUGAAUUCUAUGCUAUCUUGGUGAAGUUUAAUGCAUUGACCGGAGACACCCACCGUGACAGGUGUUUGGAGAAGCUGCUACAGAGUGUUCAGUAUGCUUGCAGCUCCUCCACUGGUGUUGGUACAGAUGACUGUGUUAAAGAGAAACCUGGUUCAAAUGGGCAGAAUAAUGAAAAGGAGGACAAAUCCCAGUUGACUGCAAUUGAUGAUGCUCAACCGAAAAACCAGAAGGAUAGCAAGUCAUUCCCCUGGCCAGAUGCUGCUGUUCCUGCUGUCAGUGAUCUUGAGCGGGUCACACAUGAGACCUUGUCUGCUGAUAAGUACAACCAGAAGUUAAGACAACUUGUGUUCAAUCUCAAGAAUAACGAGCGCCUUGCUCAUCGUCUUCUGAAUGGAGAGUUGGAACCUUCCAAAAUACUGGCCAUGUCACCGACUGAGUUAAAGCUUCAGGAAGGGUCGACUGCAGAGGAAACAAAGACCAAUGAGCCCGAAGAAUCUGUCCGUAUGCAGAUGACUGAUGCUCGUUGCGGGCGUUGCAAUGAGUCCAAAGUGGGUCUUAGGGACAUCAUUCAAGCAGGACAUGGAGACCGUUAUCAGCUGGAAUGCAUUGGCUGCGGCAACUCCUGGUAUGCAUCAAGGGACGAAGCAUCCAUGUUGACAAUAGAUGGUCCGACUACCUCGAAAUCAGUAGGGAUUGCACCAUUGGCGACCUCAAAGUUUGAAGAGGUAGAAAAGAAGAUGCUGAGUCCUCGGGAAUCAGACAGGGCAACAGCAGCAGACUUUUCGAAGAAACCAGGAAAUGAGCCGCCGGCACAUGUACCACCUGUGCUCGAAACCCAGAAAUCGAUCGGGAAGUCCAAGGUAAAUGACGAGAAUCACGAAGCUGCCGCCGCCUCGAAGAAGGAUCAUCCUCAGACGCAGUAAGGCCGGUGGGUUGGUUCAACGUGUUUAGGGGUUGUACAGAAGCAGAAGGAAAACAAUUAGUUGUGUAUGCUGAGCCUUGGAAUGGGCUUAUGCCAGGUGAUGAAAUAGUUUUAGACUGUCCUUUCAGGGUGUGUAGUUUGCUAGUGUGACAGUGAGGGGUUGAUUCAGCGUCUUAGGUUGUGGCUGUGGAAACUUGAGUAAAAGAUAGCAGCUGAAUAGAAUGACAAGAGAGAGAAACAUAUUGUAGAUUGGUAGUCAAGUCAAAGUAAGUUUUAGUUUUCCAAAGCCACAUUCUCCCGACUCCCCAGAACCCAGAAAAUGAUGAACUCUUGGAAUCAGGAAAUGAUGGUCUUCUCUUCUGGAAAGGAUAAAGCCCUUUAAGCUUCACUAGUAAUGAUGUGUGCAUAUGAGUGAAUCCGCAGCAAGGGCAUCAGUCAAUUAUAUUAUGGUAUUGUUAUCCCAGUGAUUGCAGAAAACAAGAACAAGUAACAAAUUAUGCAUCGUUUCAAAAGAAUGAGCGUGCACGUACAAAAUCCCCUAACUCAAUGAUUUGCAACUACUCAUCGUAGUAGUGUGUAUUGUCGUUCCAAGUAGAUAGAAAUUGUGAAUGGAAGA
Messenger RNA from Linum tenue, 2702 nucleotides. Lineage: Eukaryota; Viridiplantae; Streptophyta; Magnoliopsida; Malpighiales; Linaceae. The record is from the annotation of a GenBank genome assembly.